ACACAGGUGAUUAGAAAGAAAAGCGUUUGGAAACUGAAACUGUGCGAAGCUGUGUCGACUUUGAUGAGAUGGCUUGAAAGACUCACGGGCAGUCACGUUCAGAGAAAAAACUAGAGAAGGUGAAGCCAUGGCCUGUGCCCGAGUGCCACUGGAUGAGCAGCAGGUGACUGAGCCUGGCCCUCUGGGAAAAGAGCGCACACUGCCUGCACUGCACCCAGACAGGAAGGAGGAUCGCUGUUUUGUGCCUUACAAACCCCCGCCAGACGACGGCUCUCCCGCUGAGGUGGAGGAGUUUUUGGAAUAUGCCAGAUUUAUCACAGAGGACCUGGAGUGGCUGCUUUCACUGCCCCACGACAAGUUCUGGUGCCAGGUGGUGUUUGAUGAGUCCCUUCAGAGGUGCCUCGACUCGUACCUGCGUCACGCUCCUCGGAGCCUCGACCUCACUGCCCUGCCGUCCUCCCCGGCGGUGGCUGAGACGCAGCGCUCCAUCCACAGGGCGGUCUUCUUGACUUUCCUGAGGAUGGCUACACAUAAAGAGUCCAAGGAAAACUUCCUCACCCCAGCUGUGUUUGGAGAAAUUAUCUAUGAUAACUUCCUGUUUGACAUUCCCAAAAUUUUGGAUCUGUGUGUGCUCUUUGGAAAGGGCAACAGCCAGCUGCUGCAUAAGAUGAUAGACAACAUCUUUACCCAGCAGCCAUCUUACUACGGUGACCUGGAUGAGACAGUGCCCACUGUGUUACAGGUGUUUGACUCAAUACUUGAUAAGUGUGGUCUUCAGUGUGAAGGAGCCACCGCCAUGGAGCCGAUGAAGCUGAACGCACACAAACAGCCCACUGCCAUGACCAUGAGCCAGCAGGAACUUGCAGAUGUAAUUUUGUACUUGUGUGACUCGACUACCACCAUCCAUGCCUUCCUGGACAUCUUCCCUUCAGCCUGCUCCACCUUCCACUCCCACGGCUUCCUCAGCAGACUGACCUCAUUUUAUGAGACCACUGUGCCUGACCUUGAGAAGGCAGUGAGGAAGAGAAACUUUGAUGAUAAAGGUCUUCAAGAGGACUUGUGGAAGAGGUUGUCCCACUCCUGUCGCAAGAUGGUGGAGAUGGCUCACCUGCUGCUGCACCACACCUGCCUACAACCGAUCCUUGAGGGGACAGAAAACAUGCAAACAUAUGCAGAGGAACUCUUACAACAUUUCACAUCUUUUUUACCUGAAAAAAGGUUCUUGUCAGACUACGAUGAGCAGUUCCCCAUCGCAGACGACAUCAGCCUCCUGCAGCAGGCCCUCCCUGUCAUCGAUGAGACCAGGACGUCCUACCUGCUCCAGGGGGUGGAGGGGGCCUGGGACAGUUUGGGGCGACGGAAGCCACAGAGCCAGAUUCAACCUAAAGCCUCCUCGCUGUUCUUAGCCAAUCAGGGAGCAGUGGGCGGGGCUGCUGCUGCUGCCGCCGCCUCUUCAGCCAGCUUUAAACCUCAGGAGGUCCAAGAACCAGGAGGAGGAGAGAGUCUGAGGGGAGCAGAGGCCAUGUUAGAUGUUCCCCGAAAAGGAAACAAUGGUGCAGUGUGCCCGGUGAGCGGCGCGGAGCUGGAGUCUCUGCUGUCCUGUAUCAGGGACCUGCUGCCUGAUUUGGGCGAAGGCUUCCUGCUGGCCUGUCUGGAGGAGUACGACUACAACUCUGAGCUGGUUAUCAACAACAUCCUGGAGGACCGGUUAGCCCCCAGCCUGGACAAACUGGACCGAGCCAUGCCAAGGCCAGUGAAGGAGGAGCUUCCCUGUGUUCUGGACAGCAGGUCCAAUGUGUUUGAUGACGACGAGUUUGACGUCUUCCGCAGGGACCAGGUGGAUAUGUCCCGCAUCUGGAAGGGCAGGAGGAAAGGUGAGAGCGCUCGAGAGAUGCUGAACGACAAGCAGCACAUAGCGGAGCAGAGAGCUCGUUACCAGGCCUACGAGACGGUGGUGGACGAGGUCGUUAUUGAGCCUGGGGAGACUGCAGCCACCUACGGCCUGGACGACUACGACGACGAGUACGACGACACCUACGACAUGAACCAAGUGGGAGCUAAUGACCUGGAUGGAGACAGUUUACUGAACAGAAGGCCUUUCACGGUCCCACAGGUACUGAGAAAAGGAAACAAACCGGAGGAGGAGGAGGAGGAAGACGAAGAGGAGGAAGAGACCGUACAGAACAAUGUAAACAGGGACCAGUUUGUGCAGGACCCGGCUGUACUAAGGGAGAGAGCUGAAGCUAGAAGAGCUGCCAUGCAGCAAAGGAAAGGCUUCCGACCGGAGCGCCCCAGUAACGUUGUCGGCCAGCCCAAAGGUCAAGGACAAACCCUGGAGACAUUCCUGGACCGACGCAGGAAGGAGGCCAACAAGAGCCGCGUAUCCAACCACAACCGGCGCACCAUGGCCGACCGCAAGAGGAACAAAGGCAUGAUCCCCUCCUGACCUGUGUGACGGCCUGCUGCUGGAACCCACCGACUGGACCGAUGGGAGGAAGGUGGAGGAAGUGCGUGAAUGAGUGAGAGGGAAGAAGAAUCAGGUUCUGGUGUUGUUCUGGGUUCGUGGUUGUGAGUUUUCAUCACGCUCCACCCCUGAAGUCACUGUCUUUGCUGGAGAAGGGAAGGUUGUCGAAGGUUUUCAGUUGAAUUAGUUUAGACUUUCUUUGGCACUUUUGUUAUCAGAAGUUGUCGAGCAGCACAUUGAAACGUUUGAGACUCUGAACAUCAGCUUUUAGUCUUUGAGCCUAAAGGAAGUCAGGUCAGUUCUUUGGCCGUAAUGAUUCUGUUUUUAUAGCUGGUUAAAAACCAAAGUUCUGAGUGUGAACCAGAGACUGAGGACAAAGAAUAAGACCUCUGUUUUUGCCAAGUAACAAAUCAGUUUAUUAUUAAGAUCCAGAGUGGUUGAAGUUUCUUUGACAUCAUCAAGUAGACAACAUAGGAAUACAAAGGAUGAGAUUUCCAGGGUUUUAGAGAGAUUGCAGUUCCUUCUGUAGCUGGAAGAACAAUUACUGUGUUGCUCUUACUGCUCGCUCUGUACGAGCAGCUUGUGUGAAAGCUGUUUGCAUGUAACGUUAAAGUGCAUGCAUUUGAUGUCAUCCACUCAGUUCACACCACUGUUGUCCAGCCUUCACAAAACCAAAACAACAACAACAAACAAAAAAAAAAAAAAGUCCAGAGACCAUCUCAUUCUGAUGCUGUGGUGUUUGCGUUUGGAAGCACGUGCUGUACAGAGCGGCCUCGUGUCUCUCAGAACAGCUGUAGGGAAAGUUCCUACAUGUUGCCAUGCACAGACUAUUUUCUAUCAAAGAGAACAGAUCUAUUGGAGCAUUUUGUAACAAAAAAAAGCACAUGUGAUAGCUUUUUGGAAGUUGACAUUGCAUAAAUCAUAAAAUAAAUAUAAUAAUACUAUGU
Molecule: messenger RNA, 3411 nt
Organism: Toxotes jaculatrix (banded archerfish)
Lineage: Eukaryota; Metazoa; Chordata; Actinopteri; Toxotidae
Gene: ascc2
Product: activating signal cointegrator 1 complex subunit 2
Exons: 19
Coding region: 128-2446 (772 amino acids)
Biological process (GO): regulation of DNA-templated transcription
Molecular function (GO): ubiquitin binding
Source: RefSeq, a predicted model, not a curated record